AUGGAUUUUCAAAAGCUCAGAUGGCUCACUAGAGCACCACCAAAAGGCCAUCUAACUCGGUUCUUUUCUGUCUCAGCUCGCAGAAACACUAUCAAACAAACAUCGACUACCAAACAAUCUUUCCCGUCAUCUUCAACUUUCAUUUUUUCUCUAGUUUCAGCAGCUGCAGCUUCAGCAGCAACAUACUAUUAUGCAAAAUCAGCGUUUCGAGAUGAAAGCGUACUCCGUCCAGAAUCAAUAAAUAAGUUCUGGCCUGUUAGAAAGUACGGCGGUGCUGCUGAGCUUGCGCAAGCAUUCCCAGAAUUUCAAGAAUUUCUCAACGACCGAGUAUCUACUGACCCCGAAGAGCUCAAACGCCACGGAUAUUCUGAAUGGUCUACCAUCAACAUUGAACGUAACCCCAUUGCCAUAGUUUAUCCAGAAUCCACUGAAGAAGUCUCUCGCAUUGCCAAAAUCUGCCACAAGUAUAGACUCCCCAUGAUUGGCUUUUCAGGUGGAUCUUCUCUUGAAGGCAACUUUUCAGCUCCUCACGGCGGUAUCUGCAUUGACUUUUCACAUAUGAGUGCAAUUCUUGCUAUUCGACCCGAUGAUCUUGACGCUACUGUUCAACCUGGUGUAGGCUGGAUGGACCUAAACCAACAUUUAAAAUCCCAAGGCAUUGAUUUGUUUUUCCCAGUCGACCCUGGUCCAAUUGCCAAAAUUGGCGGCAUGGUUUCGACUUCUUGUUCUGGUACAAAUUGCGUUCGCUACGGACCCAUGCGUGAUCACAUUGUCAACCUCACUGUUGUUUUGGCAGAUGGUACUAUCAUCAAAACACGCGGUAGACCCCGCAAAACAUCUGCGGGGUAUAAUUUAAACCACUUGUUUGCAGGAUCUGAAGGAACCCUUGGUCUUAUCACUGAAAUCACAGUCAAACUAGCUGUUGUUCCUGAUCGCACUACAGUUGCAUUAUCUACUUUCCCAUCUGAGCGCUUGGCUACCAGUGCUGCCAUUGGAAUUAUCCGUGCUGGCAUCCCAGUUCACUGUGUCGAACUUAUGGAUGACGUUCAAAUGUGGGCUAUUAACAAGUCAAACUCCACUGAGCGUAAAUGGAAGGAACAAGCUACUCUUCUUUUUAAAUUUUCCGGUUCAAAUGCAUUUGUCGAUGAACAGAUUGAAAAGGCUCGCCAGGUCGCAUCAAAAUACCAGUCCUCUUCUUUUGAUUUUGCUCGCAACGAUGCCGAAGCACAACAAAUUUGGGCGGCUCGCAAAGAGGCUCUUUGGUCUUCUAUGGCCCUCGGUCCUAAGGACGCUAAAAUCUACACUACAGAUGUGGCUGUGCCAAUGUCUAAGCUUGCAGAUCUUAUCGAAGCCACCAAAAAGGACCUUAAAGAUUCUGGCGUUGCUUUUGGAUCUUCGCUCGGCCAUGUCGGUGAUGGUAACUUUCACGCAAGUGUCAUUUAUAGUGACACACCGGAGGAUGCUGAGGUUGCAAAGAAAAUUGCUGAGAAUGUCAAUUACCGUGGCCUUGCUCUUGAAGGAACCUGCACAGGCGAGCAUGGCAUUGGCAUGGGCAAAGUCAAGUAUCUUGCAGAUGAACUUGGAACCGACGUUAUUAACGUUAUGCAUACCAUUAAGAUGGCUUUGGAUCCGUAUGAAUUGCUUAACCCUGGCAAGGUUUUUACGCGUGAGGUUACAGAAUGGGCCUCAGAAAAGGAACGCAAUGGAACAUGGGGUGGGAAAGGUUUCAAGCUUCAUAAGUUUGGACCGGAAAAUAACACUGAUGCAAAUAUUUGA
This is a messenger RNA of Magnusiomyces paraingens, 1776 nucleotides long. RefSeq lists its product as uncharacterized. Gene Ontology annotation, molecular function: D-lactate dehydrogenase (NAD+) activity; D-lactate dehydrogenase (cytochrome) activity; FAD binding. NCBI's taxonomy places the organism in Eukaryota, Fungi, Ascomycota, Dipodascomycetes, Dipodascales, Dipodascaceae. Bases 1 to 1776 code for a protein of 591 amino acids. Gene Ontology annotation, cellular component: mitochondrion. The transcript has a single exon. Gene Ontology annotation, biological process: lactate catabolic process. The record is from RefSeq and is a predicted model, not a curated record.